Molecule: messenger RNA, 1454 nt
Organism: Paraphaeosphaeria sporulosa
Lineage: Eukaryota; Fungi; Ascomycota; Dothideomycetes; Pleosporales; Didymosphaeriaceae
Exons: 3
Coding region: 28-1122 (364 amino acids)
Source: RefSeq, a predicted model, not a curated record
GUCCAAAAUCAGGAUCUAACAUCACCAAUGUCAGAUCACUCAGCCGACAUGAUGGCUACUGUAGCUGUCCAGACCACCGUAGCGCCCGCAGUUGCCCGGCUCAGGGCUGUCCCCAAAUUCGACCCGGUCCGGCACUUGGCGCGAGCGUUUCCGGAGAAGAAUGUGUCGAUGCAGGAACUUGGCUUUGCGGAAGACGUUGGCGUGUCGCCCGUCGCCGUGUCGGGUCCCUUCCAGCUCUUCACCUCGGAGGCAGUCAACAUCAUGCGCGACGAGAUCUUCUGCGUCCCGGACAAGUACAAGUUCAGCAGCAACAUCGCCAAAUCGCAACUCCGAGGCUACGCAAAAGACUGCGCCCCGUUCACGUGGGAUGCUUGGAACCACCCUGAGACCAUUGCACUCAUCUCAGAGAUUGCCGAAGUCGAGCUUGUGCCUGCAAUGCCUUAUGAGAUCGCACACAUCAACCUCUCGUCCAAGUCUAAGGAAGACGCCCAGCAAGAGUUGGCAAAGUACCAGGAGCACCAGCGUCGCUACCAAGAAGACGAAGGAAUCGGUGGUUGUCGAGAAGUAGUUGAGACGCCGAUUGUUGGCUGGCACACCGACAGCUAUCCUUUCGUGUGCGUGCUGAUGAUGAGCGACGUCCGUGGCAUGGUCGGGGGCGAGACAGCUAUACGCAUGGUCAAUGGAAAGGUACUCAAGAUGCGAGGUCCAUCACAGGGCUGUGCGGUCAUCAUGCAAGGACGAUACAUCACUCACCAAGCUAUGCGCGCCCUCGGAGCACAAGAGCGCAUCACUUCUGUCACGAGCUUUCGUCCCAAGUCUGCUCUCCUGAAGGACGACACCGAAUUGCGAACUGUGCGUGGGGUCUCCGACCUCAACGAGCUAUACUACGACUUCGCUGAGUAUCGCCUGAAGCUCUUGGAAGAGCAGAUCCAGCACGAGCGUGAGCGAGUUCAGGCUGCUCGCAAGGCUGGCGGGGAGUUUGCAACCGCUCAGCACAAGCAGUUCCUCGGAAAUGUGACUGCCUUCUCACAGCAGUCAUCCCAUGAGCUCGUCGACCAGUGCGAGGUCCAGAAAGGAUACAUCGAGAAAGUCGACUUCCCAGAUGCUGCUAUUGACAUCUAGAGGAACGCGACGGGAACGACAACACUGGCUAGGAACAACGAAGUAUAGGAGUAUUUACGAGACGUUGAGUUGCAUCUCCACGGCUCGGUGUUGUUCAUACUUUUAUGGUUCUUGUACUUGAUAUCUGUCAAAACUGAGGGUCCCUUGGAAGGCCUCCUUCGGGAGGCAUGCGCGCUUCCAUUGUUGGCGUUUCGGAUAUACCUUGGGUUUGCAAUGUCUUCUCGAGCACGGGCUUGGGUUUCAUGGAGGCGGUACUCUGGCUGUUGGGAACAGCUCAUGGGAGCACGAGAUGGUUCAAGGACCCGAUCGUAGGAGUGUACAAAGACUGGGCU